CUGGCUCAUUUAAAUCUGGUAAGGGUGGAGGAGAAGACCUUUCGUUUCUCUACAUUAGAGCCGAUAGUCUCCAUCUCCGCAUCCGAGCAACACUCCCGCUAAUCGCACAUCAUUGGGAUCGUGUAUGGUCAUUUCCUAAUGAUAGCGGGGUUGAGAGACUCUGGCUUUGGGACUGUUAGAGAAACGGAGGCACGUCUUCAAGAGGUUCUCAAGUAGUGAUUGAAGUUCAGACCAAGUAGCUUUUAGCGAGCUUCCUUUCAGUGUUGAGGAAGACAAAAAGAUAGACCAGGUGCUAAAAGGCUCUAAUAGUUGUUUAAGAGAGUAUAGGUUUUGUAUAUAUACAAAUCUAACAAUUUGAAACCAUCAACGAUGACGAGAAGAUCUUGUAUCAUUUACGCCACCGGGAUCGUGUGCGCUCAUCUAAUCAUUUUGGGGAUCGCCCUUCUGGUGGCUCAAGUCUUCCAAACAAUGAUUCAAGAACGGAUCAAAAAGGAGAUCACACUGGGAGAGAACAGCAGAGUAUUGAAGGGUUGGAUAAAUCCACCGCCUCCUGUUUACAUGCAGUAUUUCUUCUUCAAUGUUACCAAUCCAGAUGAGAUCUUGGCUGGCAAGGCAAAGCCAAAAGUCACUCAAAUGGGGCCAUACACUUACAGGGAAUACCGUCCCAGAGAAAAUGUCACUUUCCUUGAAAAUGGGACAAAAAUCUUUGCCACAAACCCCAAGAGCUUUGUGUUUCUUCGCAACAUGUCAGUGGGAGAUCCUGAGGUUGAUCGUGUGACAACAGUUAACAUUCCGUUCAUUGCUGUAAUGAAUGAGUUGAAUUCCUACUCCUUCUUUUUGAGGACUGCUGUGUCUAUGUGGAUGGGAUCCAUGGGGAUUGAUGUCUUUAUGAAUCGCACAGUCCAUGAGAUUUUGUGGGGCUUCAAAGAUCCACUGCUGUCUAAACUCCAUGCCUUGAGACCUGAAGUGGAUGAGCAUUUUGGCCUCAUGUAUAAUAAAAAUGGAACACAUGAAGGUGAAUUUGUCUUCCAUACCGGAGAGAAGAACUACAUGGACUAUGGCAAGAUUGACACAUGGAAUGGAAUAAGUCAGAUGAAUUGGUGGUCGUCUAACCAGAGCAACAUGAUCAAUGGUACUGAUGGCAGUGUGUUCCACACCUUCCUGUCCAGGAAAGAGCUCCUCUACAUCUUUGCUGCUGAUCUAUGCCGUUCUAUUCAUUUAAGUUACGUGAGCGACACAGAGGUGAAGGGUAUCCCUGCCUUCCGCUUCGCCCCUCCUUCAGACGUACUGGCUCCCCCUGAUGAGAACCCAAGCAAUGCUGGCUUCUGCGUGCCUGCUGGAGAUUGCCUCGGAAAGGGAGUCCUUAAAGUCAGCGUCUGUCGGCAAGGUGCACCCAUUGUUGUGUCAUUCCCUCAUUUCUACCAAGCCGAUCAUAGCUACAUUAAUGCCAUUGAAGGCAUGAAUCCAAAUGAGGAGGAACACGAAACAUACCUCGACAUCAACCCAACCACAGGGGUCCCCAUUCGUGCCUGCAAGAGAGCUCAACUCAAUGUCAUCCUUAAGAGAGUCAGUGGCUUCCCCAAAACUAAAUUCCUGAAUGGGACAAUUUUUCCUAUCAUGUAUGUCAACGAGACGGCAACUAUUGACGAUGAGUCAGCUGCCCAGAUGAGAACACUUCUGAUGAUUGUAACAGUGGUGUCCAAUUUCCCUGUCAUCAUUGUGGGGCUGGGGGUCAUUUUACUCGUGGUCCUGAUCUUCCUUGUCUGCAGGCAUCGCCAGAGAAAGAAUGAAGUAAAACGUAUUGAUUUUACUGAAGCUUUUCAUUCUUUUGCUACGACGAAAGACGAAACGGCUUAUACCCAAGUUAGCAACCAUGCAGAAAAUUCGCCGGAGAACCGCACUAACCAGCCUUUGAGGAACGGCUCUUAUAUUGCAAUGUCACCAGUAGAGGCACAAAAGUGUUGAUGAAGAUGAUUGGUGGAGUCACACCUGGACAUCACAUCCAGAAAUGCAUCCUCACCCUUUUUUAUGUUUUACUUUUUCCACUGUGCAAUUUGUCUUCGGGGGUCAGUCCUCACACACACAAACAACACCAACAUUUCCCGAGGGUCACUUGUUUUAAGGUUGACUCAUUACUUAUUCUUACCUUUUUGAGCAUGGCCUUGUCAAACUGCCAUAUCUCACAAAAAAUAUGUAAACAAAAAGCUGUCUCUGAGUUCCCAGAGGCUUCUGUUGCCUAGUCAUGAGAGGCCUGAUAAACACUCUCUUGCCUUUAAAAAAGUAUAUGAAUUGCAUGUUCACAGAAUCCAUAGUUCCUGAAGGGGUCUUAAACCCUGUUAGCAUGAGUGAACGUAAGAAGGAACUACUGAAAACCAUCCACACUCACUCAUGUCUUGGAAAGCCUUUGCUUUUCAAGUGUUUCUUUUCAAAUUUCUUCCCACACUACUGUAUACAGGUCUGCACAAGUGGGCCUUGAACUAACAAAGCUCUAUUUGUCAUACCUGAUAAUGAGCAGAUAAAUACAAACUAUUAAAUUACCUCUAAAAUGUUUUAGAGGGCUAUAAGGUCUGAUAUGCUAAGAAAAAACUGGGUCUAAUCCAGUACUUUGUGUGUAUGAUUGUUCAAACCAGUAUGUGUGUGACUGUAUGUGUUUGUAUGUCUGCAGGCAUGUUCAUGCUUGCAUGUGUUUGUCACACUGUGGUGAAAUGCUCUGGUGGCUCGCUGUUGACCAUUUGCACAAUGCAGUGUGACAAAAAGUGGACACUAGCGACUUCAGCGGUCCUCUCCAUUUCACGCUGUCUGACUCAUGGCCAAAUUCAUUCACUCAACCGAUGCCAGAAAUGAUAACGUCUACUUAAAGUAGGUCCUUAGAAAUAGUCACCAUGCAUUACAAGUCAUGCUAGCUUUUUAUUCUUUUCAUAAUGAAAAAACAACAGGCAUAGAAGACUCAUAAGUGAGACUUCUAUGAUUUUUUGGCUGCCUUACAAAUACUUUAAAUGCAAAAAUUAGAUUUUGCUGCAUGGUAAUGGUAGGCAUAAGAUGGAACUCUUUUGGCAUUGGGCAGAAGAAACAUCAGACUACCUCUGACCAAAUCCAGUCUGGAAACAUCCGCAAAUCAAACAUUUCACCGCAAAAGGCGUCUGUUCUAUAAUCACAAGAGCACAAACAUGCUUUCUUGCAGUCUAAUCAGUCUUUGACAGCAGAAAGGGUAACAGAUCAGCAGGUUUAGGGUUAUCAGUGACGUGUGCAUGUUUUUCUGUGCACGUUAACCCUCUGUGAGGCAAAAGAGACUUGAAUCACUGCUAGUGUCCAUCUUGAGUUUUAUGUUUGUGUUGCUUUUUUUUGUCAAUGAUGUUCAAACCUUCGCUAUUGCCUCUUAAAAACGAAUUAAGGCCAUAUAUAAAUCAAUUUGAAAAGGAUAUGAUAGCUGCACACUUUCAAGAAUAUCUUUAAAGUUUUAUAUAUAUAUAUAUAUAUAUAUAUAUAUAUAUAUAUAUAUAUAUAUAUAUAUAUAUAUACACACUCAAGUCCAGACAUGCAUUUUAUUGUUUUGUCCAAAUGAAUUGUUUUAGGUGUUUGUUGGAAAUUGCCAUAACCCAUGUUGUUUUGUGUUUGAAAAUUGUCCAUUGAAGAUGUAUUAUGUAUGUGUAAAAUCAUUCCCAUUUUGGAAACAUUGGGAACAAAUCUAAUGCCAAACACUUACUGGGAUGAUUGACGCUUGUUAAUGUUACUUUACUUGACUUAAAGGGAUUGUUCACCCAAAAAUGAAAAUUCUCUCAUAAUUUACUCACCCUCAUGCCAUCCCAGAUGUGUAUAAAUGUAUUUCUUCUGCUGAACACAAACGAAGAUUUUAAGAAGAAUAUCUCAGCUCUUUUGGUCCAUACAAUGCAAGUGAAUGGGUGCCAGCAUUUUGAAGGUCCAAAAAUGACACAAUUUAGCAUAAAAUUAAUCCAGAUUACUUCAGCAGAAGAAAGAAAGACAUACACAUCUGGGAUGGCAUGAGAGUGAGUAAAUUAUGAGAGAGUUUUCAUUUUUGGGUGAACUAUUCCUUUAAAACCAUCUGUUACCUGUUGCAACCAUGGUUUCUGUGGAUUGCAGUGCACAUUGUGGCAAAUUUGCUCAUGCCAUGGAUUUAGCUUAUCUUUUAAAGAUUUAGUGCAAGGUUUAAACUGGAAGCGUUGUGAACUUACAGUGUCUUAUGCAGCUGUACCUGACUGAAAACAGAGAGAAAGCAAUUGAAGCUUUAGUGUAAUUGACCACUAGUCAAUUGCAGUGGCUCUUGUGUAGUUAUCAGCACACAGUAUAUAAAUGUACAAAAAAUGGCCUCUGUCAAAGGCCCUGCUGGACCAUUGUAUCUCAAGUGGUGGGACGUAAGAUGUGACUUGAGUUUGUGAGAUCUACAACCUGAGCCAUUUCUAUACGGUUUCCAGCUUCCUUAUGGUGACUUUUGAAACAUAUUGCCUCUUGUUCACUUGUUCCCUAUAUGCUUGACCAAAGAUAACAUUGGUUUUUGUAGAUAACUGGUUUGUUUACUUUCCACAGUGCCAUCGAUUUUCCCAUUUAGAAGAGCAUAAGAACCUCUUUGUCUACAAGGGCAAAUGGAAGAAAAAAAAUAUUUAAAAGUCAGAAAAAUAUUUUCCAGAGCAAAGUAUGAGUUUAUAAUGUGUUUAAUACAGCAAAGAACUUAAAAUGUAAAGUAUUGCCACAGUGUGCAAAUAAACUCAGUAUUAUGUAUUGACACAGCAAUAUGACAUGUAAAAAGCUAAUUUUAUUAUGAAGUAAAAAGGUUUUGUAAUCAGACAAACAAUAUUUAUGUAUUCAUAAAUUCAAUGGUAUGUACAUUAUCUGACUUUGUAAGGUAUUUUCUUUGGUCCUUUUUCAUUUCUAUAUUUUGUAAUUAUUUUGUAAUAUUUCAAGUUUUAAUUUUAGUUCCUCCACAGAUUUCUGAAGUAGUACCAAGUGAAUAUUGUCCUAAAUCCAAGAUGGAACAGUGUAUGUGGUCGUAACUAAAAACUAUAACUUUGAUUGAGAAAGGCUUGUGUUGUAUCAGUGGGGUGUGAGCCUAUCAUGUGUAAUGAUCUCCUGUUAUACAACUUCCUCAAGCUGUCAACAUACUGUUUUUGUCCAGCUGGAAUAACAAAGGGAAGGCUGAGUGUCUCUGAGUUCCAUUUAGGAAGAUUGCCAUAGUGCCAUGUUGGGUACAAGGGAAGUUUCCAUUUGCAAUCUAACCUUUUUUUUUUCAUAGAUGAAUGAUGCCCUCCUUCAGGGAUGAGCUUUUAGUGCCACACCAUCCUUGUUUAUUUCAAUUGCUUUAGUAGUGACAUGUUAAAAAAUGUAGCAAAUAGUUUUUCUUUCUUUCCUCUGCCUUCGUUUCAGGGCUUGUAAUUUACUCACAACAUCUUUGAGGGUGGUCUUAAAAAAACAC
Myxocyprinus asiaticus (Chinese sucker) is the source of this 5425-nucleotide messenger RNA. RefSeq names its product lysosome membrane protein 2-like. NCBI's taxonomy places the organism in Eukaryota, Metazoa, Chordata, Actinopteri, Cypriniformes, Catostomidae. The coding region runs from base 370 to 1965 and encodes 531 amino acids. The record is from RefSeq and is a predicted model, not a curated record. The transcript has 13 exons. Gene Ontology annotation, molecular function: scavenger receptor activity. Gene Ontology annotation, biological process: protein targeting to lysosome; receptor-mediated endocytosis. Gene Ontology annotation, cellular component: cytoplasm; lysosome; membrane.